CAGGGCAGAGUUGGGUUGGGGUUGAUGAGUGAGGGAGUGGCCUCUCUUCUUCGUGUAGGCGGCGUGGCGAUCAUCCUUUGAUUCCUUUUUCCCUGCCUGCCUGGCUUGGGUUUCUCCGCCCUUCAUCGCUAUCUCCGUCGCCCGGCCCCCUUCUCAUCAUACUCAUCUCUCUCUUCUUCAGUCUUCACUUCAGAACAUUUCUUACCGGUAGUAGAACUCAAAGGGCGCAACAAUGUCUUCAGCUUUCCCAGCAAUGAAGAUCCUCCAGCCGCUUUCCACCACCAGAUCUCCAGAGAAACCCUUAUUCGAUCUCCUCAAAUCCCCCUCUUCUUUCCUCGGCUCCGCCAGCAAAUUGCGCUUCAAUGCUCAGAAACCAUCUCCUUCUUCUUCUUAUUCUUCUUCUUGUCACCGUCCAUCCACCAUUGUCGCCGUAUCCGAUGUUGUCAAGGAGAAGAAGACUCUCAAAUCUAACUCCUCUCUCUCCAAUCUGUUGAUCACCAAGGAGGAAGGCUUAGAACUCUACGAAGACAUGGUUCUUGGAAGAGCUUUCGAGGACAUGUGCGCCCAGAUGUAUUACAGAGGUAAAAUGUUCGGCUUCGUCCACCUCUACAAUGGCCAGGAAGCCGUGUCGACCGGCUUUAUCAAACUCUUGAAGCAGGAAGAUUAUGUCUGCAGUACAUACCGGGAUCAUGUUCACGCCCUCAGCAAAGGUGUUCCUGCUCGUGCUGUCAUGAGUGAACUAUUUGGCAAGACUACCGGCUGCUGCCGAGGCCAGGGUGGGUCCAUGCACAUGUUUUCCAAAGAGCAUAACCUCCUUGGUGGCUUCGCAUUCAUCGGGGAAGGGAUUCCAGUCGCCACAGGUGCUGCUUUCACCUCCAAGUACAGGAGGGAGGUUCUCAAAGAGGCGGGUUGCGAUAGUGUAACCUUGGCCUUCUUUGGGGACGGUACCUGUAACAACGGCCAGUUCUUUGAGUGCUUGAACAUGGCUGCGUUGUGGAAAUUGCCAAUUGUUUUUGUCGUGGAGAACAAUUUGUGGGCAAUUGGGAUGUCUCAUCUGAGGGCGACUUCGGAUCCGGAAAUUUGGAAGAAGGGACCAGCUUUCGGGAUGCCUGGGGUGCAUGUGGAUGGGAUGGAUGUUUUGAAGGUGAGGGAGGUAGCCAAAGAGGCGAUUGCGAGGGCGAGAAGAGGAGAAGGGCCGACUUUGGUGGAGUGUGAGACAUAUAGAUUUAGGGGACACUCUCUGGCUGAUCCGGAUGAACUUCGUGACCCUGCUGAGAAGGCUCGCUAUUCUGCAAGAGACCCCAUCACAGCAUUGAAGAAAUACAUGAUCGAGAACAAUCUGGUCAACGAAGCUGAGUUGAAAGCCAUAGAAAGGAGGAUUGAUGAAGUGAUUGAGGAUGCUGUGGAGUUUGGAGAUAAAAGCCCUCUUCCAUCACGCAGCCAGCUACUAGAGAAUGUGUUUGCAGAUCCAAAAGGUUUUGGAAUUGGCCCUGAUGGGAAGUACAGAUGUGAAGAUCCUAAGUUUACAGAAGGCACCGCCCAUGUCUGAGUUUUAUAGCUGAUUAUCCAUACAUUUAUGCAAGCUCUGUCUUCAUGGUUAGUGUGAGCGUAGGGUUGAUUACAAGUUCAUAUUUCCAAAAAUUAGCUUUUCUUUUUCUUUUUCUUAUUUAAGGACGGUGUAUGUUCUCAGCUUUUCCUUGUUAUCUGAUAUUAGUUUGCUCUUUUAAUUAUUUAUCCAGGCAUAUUCUUGCCCCCUACACUUACUGUUGAUUAUUACUUUUAACAGAAAUUGAUCUGUUUCUCUGUGGGAAAUUCAUAAGGAAUUAUUGGUCAUAUGUUU
Nelumbo nucifera (sacred lotus) is the source of this 1840-nucleotide messenger RNA. Its product is annotated as pyruvate dehydrogenase E1 alpha. Gene Ontology annotation, biological process: pyruvate decarboxylation to acetyl-CoA. The record is from RefSeq and is a predicted model, not a curated record. Gene Ontology annotation, cellular component: intracellular membrane-bounded organelle. Gene Ontology annotation, molecular function: pyruvate dehydrogenase (acetyl-transferring) activity. Lineage: Eukaryota; Viridiplantae; Streptophyta; Magnoliopsida; Proteales; Nelumbonaceae.